This is a messenger RNA of Cydia amplana, 472 nucleotides long. It is a transcript of the gene Phf5a, whose product is annotated as PHD finger-like domain-containing protein 5A. The transcript is spliced from 3 exons. Gene Ontology annotation, biological process: mRNA splicing, via spliceosome. NCBI's taxonomy places the organism in Eukaryota, Metazoa, Arthropoda, Insecta, Lepidoptera, Tortricidae. The record is from RefSeq and is a predicted model, not a curated record. Gene Ontology annotation, cellular component: precatalytic spliceosome; U12-type spliceosomal complex; catalytic step 2 spliceosome. Bases 63 to 395 code for a protein of 110 amino acids.
CGUCUUGUAGAGGUUAUAGUAUUGUUGUUUUAUUAAAAUUUAUACGAAAUAAGACAGUAAUAAUGGCUAAGCAUCAUCCUGAUUUAAUUUUCUGCAGAAAACAGCCCGGCGUCGCUAUUGGCCGACUGUGUGAGAAAUGCGACGGUAAAUGCGUGAUAUGCGACUCGUACGUGCGGCCGUGCACGCUCGUGCGCAUCUGCGACGAGUGCAACUACGGCUCGUACCAGGGACGAUGCGUGAUCUGCGGUGGGCCCGGCGUUUCUGACGCGUAUUACUGCAAAGAAUGCACUAUCCAAGAAAAAGAUAGAGAUGGGUGUCCAAAGAUUGUGAACCUGGGAAGCUCAAAGACUGAUCUGUUCUACGAGAGAAAGAAGUAUGGAUUCAGAAGACACUAGUAGUAGCUGUAACUUUAGGCUAUUUGUAUUAUUAAAUGUGUGACUUGGACUUUAAAAUGGGUUUAACCUUGGUUUAA